UCCCCCCUCACACACACAAAUACACACAGCCGUUGACGCCCGGCUGCCGAGUGGCGUGAGCUGGAGUCCGAGUUGUGCAUGGGGUUCUCGGUGGCAGCGAGCAGCGGUAUCCCCUCAAGCGUCUUCCGCGCCGUCGAGCUCCGGCCUCGCCAUGAGUUUCCCGCGGCCGCUGCGCAGAGCCGUCAGUUUGACCCCCGCGCGGACUCUCCGGCUGGUGGUGCUGGGGCAGGGCGCCGUGGGCAAAACAGCAUUGACAGUAAGAUUCAUCACGAAGCGAUUUAUUGGUGAUUAUGACCCUACUCUAGAGAUGAUUUACAGGCACACAGCAAUCAUAGAUGGAGACAUGGUUCAUUUUGAAAUUCUUGACACAGCAGGGCAGGAGGAAGAUUCUCUCCAAAUUGAAGAAAAGAUAAAGUGGGGAGAUGGAUUUGCUGUAGUUUAUUCUGUCACUGACAGGUGUAGCUUUGACGAGGUGAUGAGGCUGUGCUUUCUCAUUAACCACAUCCAUUCAAGCCCAAAGCGGAACAGUGGCAGUGGAGAACCCCCAGUUGUGAUUGUUGGAAACAAGAAGGACCUGCAGUUUGACCGAAUGGUAACCUUUGAGGAUGGAGAAAAUCUCUCCAAGGCUCUGAAGCAUCCCUUCUAUGAGAUCUCUACCAGGGACAGCUAUGAAGAGUCUGUUGUGGUCUUCAACACCUUAUAUGGUGAGCUGAUGAAGCAAGGGCAUUUUUCUCCAGGGUCCUUCAAGAGGCGAGCAUCAUCUAAGUUAAUGGAAAAGAUUCCCAAAAUUCAUGCCAAUUCAAGUCUAACUUCAGCAGGCAGGAGUCUCAGCUUCAAUUCAUUCAGGGACUACAUCCCAGAGUGAACAUUUGUCUAAACCAUUGUACAGUGAUGUUCGAAGCACACAGAGGCAGUUCAAGAUUACAAGGGAGAAGCUGCAGGAUUGUUAGCACAAAGGGCAAGAGGCCUGCACAUUGUUAGGAAAACUUUUUUUAAAAAAAGAAUCCAUCAAAAUUGGAGUAUCUGAGUUUGGUCCUUAGCUGAUAGCACAAGGCUACAUGAUGCAACAGAACAACUUACUGGAUGUACCAAAGGACAGUCUAUACCUGAAUUUUGCUUUCCAAAACAUUUUUUUUUGAAAAUCCAAUCCAAAAUUAAUGAUCCUUUCCCCUUCCCACUAUUUUCUCCUAACAAUUAAUAUUCAGUAGCCCACAAUCUCUGGCCCAAGGGAUUCCAUUUAGCCAAUGUGUCCAAUGUAUUUCACUUGGCCCAUUCCACAUACCUUUCCCCAUGGAUUUGUUCUCUUUCAUUUUAAACUUAAGUGAAGCUAGUAGCCAUCUUAAUGGCAGAGAAUUCUAGAAGUAAGUGAGUUGUAGCGUGUUCUCCUGUAGAGUCUUUUAAAUUUGGAUUUAAGAGCACUAUAAAGCUCCAUUGGGUUGGGCCCUUUUUAUUUUAUUUUCAACAACAGGAAAAACA
Molecule: messenger RNA, 1476 nt
Organism: Thamnophis elegans (Western terrestrial garter snake)
Lineage: Eukaryota; Metazoa; Chordata; Lepidosauria; Squamata; Natricidae
Product: ras-related and estrogen-regulated growth inhibitor-like
Exons: 4
Coding region: 152-865 (237 amino acids)
Molecular function (GO): GTP binding; GTPase activity
Source: RefSeq, a predicted model, not a curated record